This is a messenger RNA of Pieris rapae (cabbage white), 1494 nucleotides long. Its product is annotated as trichohyalin. Lineage: Eukaryota; Metazoa; Arthropoda; Insecta; Lepidoptera; Pieridae. The coding region runs from base 186 to 1493 and encodes 435 amino acids. The transcript has 8 exons. The record is from RefSeq and is a predicted model, not a curated record.
AACUUAGACGUUCAAAUUUCAAAGAUUAAACGAAUCGUUGCUCAGUUGUACUUUUGUGAUGUUAAUAUUAAAAACAGAAUUCUAUCAGGAUUAAAGAGAAAUAAAGUGAGAUAAACUUAGAAUUUGUUAUCUGAAAAAAUACUAUUGUUUGUUUUUGAUACCGUGUUGCUGUAAAUAUCUCAAACAUGGCUCAACCUUUUACCUAUGACAAGUUUAUUGAGAUGUGGAAUACAAUGUUUCCUGCGAAUACUAUAACAGCUAACAAUUUGAAACAACCUCAAUCUCUUGUUAACUGUAUCUUAUUAAUGUUUCAAAGAUUAGAUAUUGAUUCAGAAGUACUGGUAAAGCUACCUCCAGAAGAAGAGAGAACUGAAAACACGAUUUAUUAUUGGGAUCUAAUACCAAUAAUAAAUAUAAUAAAGAUAAUUAACUAUAUUAAGCCUCAGACAUUGCAAACUGAUGUCACCUUAUUAGCUCUUUUGCAACCGACACCACAAACAUCAUAUGCAAUACUUAUAUACCUUUUUAAUUAUAUGUUAUUUAUUGAGCAACAGAUGGAUACAUUACAGCCAUAUGAAGAUGAAAUUUUAGGGAAUCAAGAAAAGAUUUCACGCUUGGAGGAUUAUAGAAAUGAAGUUAUACAGAGUCUUAACAAUCAUGCUAUGGAGAAGGGAGAAAGAGAGCAGAGAAUGCAAAAGAUGGAAAAAGAAAUAGUGGCUUUAGAAGACGAAUUAAGAAGAGAAAAGGCGGCUCUCAACUCUGAGAGCAUUGAACUCCAGCCAAUAUUACAGAAAAACCAGAAAGAGAAGAAAUUAGUUGAACAUCUAACAUCUCAGAGAGAUGCCUUAGUUGUCGAUAUAAAAAAAUGCAAAGCACAGUUAGUACUCGAUGCCGACGAUAUUAAGGAGCAAGAUAAAAAGAUGGCUCAAGAAAUGGCAGACACUGAGAAAUUAUGUAAUACACAGACGGAAGCACUCACCCAAAAAGAAAACAGACUGAUGAAUUUGCAGACAAUCAAACAGAUAUUUGAAACUGCAAAUGAGUGCUUGCAAGAGAUUAUGGUCAUUGUGGAGAGCUUGAGGGAAUCUGAAAAGAGUGAAACAGAUAGCGAAGAAGGAGAACUGAAGAUGUUAAGCACAGAAUUGUCAGAACUGAUGUCUCAGCUCUCCGAGAUAUCUGUGGCAAGGAGCGAUGCGAAGAACAAGAGACAAAACGAUCACGAAAUGAGGCAACAGAACAAGGCUUUCAUGGAGAGGGAAGUGCAUGAGCUCAAUAAGAGAACAAAAGAAUGGAAGGAGAAGGCACAAAAAGAGAUGUUGCAGUUUAAGAAGAUAGAAGAGGAUAUGACAAACGAGAAACAGAAUGAAUCCUUAUAUCAGCAAGAACCGGCUAACAUCAAAGAGCAGUUAAUAAAACAAAUCACAUCACUUUCUGAAGAAUUGUUGGAGGCAUUGAAGACAUUUGGAGUUGAAAUCAAAUCUAAGUUUACAUGAA